This is a messenger RNA of Planococcus citri (citrus mealybug), 5630 nucleotides long. RefSeq names its product speckle-type POZ protein-like. Gene Ontology annotation, biological process: proteasome-mediated ubiquitin-dependent protein catabolic process; regulation of proteolysis. The coding region runs from base 167 to 1258 and encodes 363 amino acids. Gene Ontology annotation, molecular function: ubiquitin protein ligase binding. Gene Ontology annotation, cellular component: cytoplasm; nucleus. The record is from RefSeq and is a predicted model, not a curated record. The transcript has 3 exons. NCBI's taxonomy places the organism in Eukaryota, Metazoa, Arthropoda, Insecta, Hemiptera, Pseudococcidae.
CUUGUAUCCGUUUGGAAGCACUCAAUUUCAGUUUUUCAUUCAACAGCUGAUCUACGUAUACGAUUCUAAAAUAGGCUACCCAAUAUUUUUCGAAACUUUCCACAUCGAAAGCGAGAUAGUUCACUUGUGACUAGUGGGUUCUCUCGACUGGAUUAUUGAAGCAAACAUGAAUCCAUUUUACACUUCGUGGAUAGUACUUUUCGCUCCCUAUUGCAUUAGCCAAAUUGAACCAUCAAAGCUCGCUUUAAAUAUCGAUUCCGGAAACCUGACUCGGAGUCAAACGCACUGGCAAACUCACGAAAUAAAACAUAUCUGGACUAUUAAUCAAUUCAGUUUGCACGAAAAAUUAGACACGAGUAAUAUUUUAACCCCCAAGUUACGCGCAUCCACAACUGAUGAUUAUGAAUGGUAUGCUGAAAUCGAGCCCAAUAAAGAACUGUACAACGGAGAUAAAACAAUCGCUCUGUGGAUACAUCUAUCCUACGGCAGUACGGUUUCAAAAGUGUUAGCAAUGAACAAUAAUUCGAUUAUAAAUCAUAAAAAAGAAGUAUUAUUUUACAAGCAAACUCCGGUGCCAAGAAAUUACAGAACAGAUUCACUCGGUUGGGGCUGGAAGUCGUUUUGCCCGAAAGAUGAUUUUUUCAGAAAUCAAUUACUCCAAAACGACACAUUGAUUUUGUUUAUCCACAUAAAAUGCUAUACCGAAUCUUCUAAUAACGUUUCUCACCAACUCGAAAUUUCUUCUCCCAGCCCCACAUCCACACCUGAUACUACUGCUAUUAAAUGUGACCUCUCCGAAGACUUUGAAUCUCUGCUCGAAAAUCCCAAAUGCGCUGACGUAAUAUUCACGACGAAUGGAAGCAAUUACCCAGCUCACAAAUACGUUUUAUCCGCACGCAGUCCCGUUUUCGCCGCCAUGUUUAAGCGUAAAGAUUUGAAAAAUGGAAAAAUUCGAAAAAUUCGAAUAAACGUUACACACAUGGGCGAAGAAGUACUACGUGCUAUGCUUCGAUACAUUUAUACCGGGAAGUACGAAAAUAUAGGCAAACUAGCGGAUAAAUUGUUUGUAGCUGGUGCUAAAUAUGGUUUGGAAGAAUUGAGAAAAAUUUCCGAGCAAACGCUUUGCCAGACUUUGACGGCAGAAAACGCAGAGGAUAUGUUUGUAUUCGCCAAGAAACACCAUGCCAACGAAUUGAAAUCCAAAGCUGCGCAAUUUAUAGCAAACAGAUAUGUUCAAAAGUUGAAUAAAACGGACUAGGAACAAAAUCACGAUUUCAUUAAAGAUAAUUAUUUCAAUCACUCUUAAAACUUUGUUUAAUUUCUUGGCAAUUUACCAGAAAAAAAAUCAGAAAUUCUACAAUAUUUUUUGCAAAAAAAAACCUUCAUUUUCUCAAAAAUUGAGACUUUUUGACAAUUUUAACAAAGAUUGAAUUUUUUGACUAUUUAGGCAAAAAUUGAAACCGUUGGACAAUUUUGACCAAAAGUGACACUUUUCGACAAUUUUUAUAGAACAAAAACCUUUUAACGAACCUUCAUCUUGCUAGAUUGGGAGGAAUAUUACAGCCAUUUAGUAGCCGAAGGAAAUUUUGGCUGUAUUUUCUCCAUCUCGCUUUUUCUACCUAUUUAUCUAUACCCACUUCAAAAAUGUUUCUAUCUACCAUUUGAGAUACUUACCUAUCUUGUUAGAAAGCUUUGAAGUUGUGAUUGUAAAAAUAGGACUUUUAAUAUCGACAAACCUGAUUUGUAUUCAAUAUGAGACAUUUUUUUCAGAGCGAACCCUCGAAAUCACCUUUGAAUAGCCAUGUUGAAAAUUUAAUCCGAAGCGACACAUACUUGCAAACUUAUGAAAUAAGCCAUAUUUGGACUAUUCAUCAAUUCCGAUUCCACGAAAACCUUGAGACUAAUGUAAUUACCUCGCCCUAUCUACAUGCACCCUCGACUGAUACAUAUAAAUGGUAUAUUUUUAUGAACCCUAAUGGCAAAGAUGAUAACAAUGAUACGAUUUCUCUGAUGUUAUGUCUAAGCGAAUACAGUACCGUUGAAGAGACCACUGCCGAGGCUAAUAUUUCCAUCAAGAACAAUAAAAAAGAAACAUUACUUGAACGCAGUUUCACACCAAAAAAAUUUGAACUCGAAUCAAACCAAACUUGUUGGGGUUGGAUAAACUUUUGCAAGAAAGAUGAUUAUUUUAGAAAUCAAUUACUCCAAAACGACACAUUAACCCUCACAAUUUACAUAAAAUGGUUAUCUGAAUCACCAAAUGAGGUUAUUACAACAUAAUGUUUCUUCAAACGAUGCUUCACCCGAGACCACCUCCAUCAAAAAUCUCACUAAAAACUUGGAAUCGAUGCUCGAGAACCCGAAAUUCGCAGACGUCGUUUUUAUUACGAAUGGAAGCAGUUAUUCAGCCCAUAAAAUUAUUUUGGCCGCACGAAGCUCAAUUUUCGAUGCCAUGUUUCAACAAAAAGAUUCGAAAAAUGGAAAAUUGAAAAAAAUCCGUGUAAACUUUACACACGUGAACGAAAAAGUGUUACGUGCGAUGCUACGAUACAUUUAUACAGGAAAAUGUGAACAGUUAGGAGAACUAGCAGACAAAUUAUUUGAAGCUGCUACCAAAUAUGGUGUGUACGGAUUGAAAGAAACUUGCGAACAAACACAUAAUAAAACUAUGCUUGGUUAAAAAAUGCACUGGGCUUAUCCGAUUCAUAAAAAAACAAGUAACUUAAGCAAUAAGCUAAGAAUUUUUGUGUCCCUAUAACCCACAAGGAAAGUUAUUAUUUUGAAAAUGCAAUGAAAAAAUCUCAUUGAAAUUAGAUACCAAGUGUCACGGCACAACUUACAAAUUCACAAAUAAAAAUUAUGACACAGUUUCAAAUUGGUUUCAUUAUGAAAAUUUUCCAGUAUAUUUUGUGAAAAAAUUAUGAACUCGUCAUUCAACGAGUCAAUUUCAUGGAAAAGGGGGUACAAAUUCAAUCAAGUGUAAAUCUUUUGGGGUGAAAUUGUUUCCACUUUCAAAAAAAUAAAAAGUUAUACCUCCUUAAAAUUCUGAAAAAAGAAAAUACUUACCUACCUGUAUGCUUUUAUACAGUUUCACUAAUUUUUUUUCCAGCUUCAUUUUUGGACCAAAAAUUUGGACUUUUUCACAACUUUGGCAAAGAGUGAGACUUUUUAAAACAGCUAAAGAAAAAAAUCUAAAACUUUUGAGAUAUUUGGUCAAUAAAAGCAAGAACGUCUCAGCAAUUCUGGAAAAAAUCCAGAUCUUCUGACAAUUUGGACAACGAAAACUAUCAGACAAUUUCAACCAAAAAAAAACAACCUUUUUUAACAGUUCAAAAAAAUCAACUUUUUUGUUAUGUUUGUCAAAAAAAAAAAAAAAAAAUCAAACAAUUCUGGGGAAAAUCAGGUCUUUGAAAAUUUUUAGAUAAAUAUGAGGACUUUUAACAAUUGUAGCAGGAAAUGAACUUUCUGACAGUUGUUGGCAACAAUAAGACUUUUUCACGAUAAGACUUCUUUACAAUUUCGACAAAGAAACAGGACCUCAACCUUUUUCGGCUGUUUGAGGAGAACUGAAGACUUCUUGACAAUUUUUACAAAAAAUAGAGCCUUUGUGACAAUUGAUCGUAAAAUGGAACUUUCUGGCAACUUUGACAAAAUUAUAGCUUUGAAGAUUUUAGAGUAAAUGGGACAUUCCUAGAAUUUAGACAAAAAAUGGGACUUUAUUCAACAAUUUUAUCAAAAAUUGAGACUUUUUAAAAGUAACUAUACGUAGGUACCUACCUAUCUCAUAAUUUUAAACUUUUAACAAAAAAUUGAACUGUUUGACAAUUUCGAUAAAAAACAGGACUUUUAUUUGGCAAAACAAGACUUUUUAGAUAAGUUAAAUUGAAAAUCAACACUACCUAUUCGGAUGUUUUGCCGAAAAAAGGAGAAAUCUAUAUCAACAAAUAAAUUUUGGUAAAAACUACGACUCUUUGUCUAUUUUGUGAAAAGAAUGGGACUUUUGACAAUUCUGACAUAAAUCGGGCUUUUUGCCAAUCUUGAAGAAGAAAACAUCACCUUUCUUGUAUUUUUGGUGGAACACGUGAUUUUUUUGUGCAAAUUUCCACAACUCCACCUCAAUAAAAAUAACCAAAGAAUGAUUUUUUUGAAGGAAAAAAAUUUAAAGGGAAUAAAUUUUUUUGUGAUGCUAGUACUACUAAAAAGCAGAUUAAUAAAUGGACAGAUUUCGAGUUAGAAUCAUCUGUUUGGAAUCAAGGUCAAAAUACGAAAAAUUGACGCUUAAUUAAAACGAAUUCGAUGAUAUAUCUUUCGAAAUUCGUUCGGAUCAUUUGAAACUGAGAUAAACACAAAUUAUUUUCCUUACUUCCGCUUUAAAGCAAUCAAUUUCAGUUUUAUGUACAUACAUUUUUACAUUUAACAUAUCCACGAAUAAGAUUCUUAUAUCCAGUACUUUUUGAAACUUAUUCCACAUCGAUAGCAAGAUAAUUUACUAGUGACGAGUGGUUUCUCUCUACUGGACUAUUGAAGCAAUCAUGCAUCCAUUCUACAUUACAUGGAUAUUACUUUUCGCCUCCGUUUGCAUUAAUCCAAGCGAAUCUUCAAAAAGCCUUUCAAAUGGCGAUGUUGAAAAUUUCACCCGAACCGACACAUACUUGUCAACUCAUGAAAUAAACCAUAUUUGGGCUAUUCAUCAGUUCCACUUCCACGAGAACCUUAAGGCUAAUCAGAUUAACUCGCCCAUCUUACAAGCACCCACAACCGAUAAAUAUAAGUGGCAAAUUCACAUGUAUCCUAAUGGCGACGAUAACAACAAUAUGAUUUCUGUAUAUGUAUGUCUACGCCAUGACAGCGCAGUUGAAGCGACAACUGCAGACGCUAAUAUUUCAAUCAUAAAUAAUAAAAAAGAAGUAUUACUUUCCAACCAUUUAUCGGCAAUAAAUUAUGUACGCGGAUCAGUUGGGUCGUGUUGGGGAAAUGACUUUUGCAAGAAAGAUGAUCAUUUUAGAAAUCAUUUACUCCAAAACGACACAUUAACCUUCUCAAUUCACAUAAAAUGGUCAUCUGAACCACCACAAAACUUCGAAUCGAUGCUCGUAAACCCGAAAUUUGCAGACGUCGUUUUUAUAACGAAUGGAACCAGUUAUCCAGCCCAUAAAAAUAUUUUGGCCGCACGCAGUUCUUUUUUCGCUGCUAUGUUUCGACGAAAAGGUUCGAAAAAUUGGAAAUUGAAAAAAAUUCGAAUAAACGUUACCCACAUGAACGAAAAAGUGUUACGUGCGAUGCUACGAUACAUUUAUACAGGGAAAUGUGAACAGUUAGGAGAAUUAACAAACAAAUUAUUCGAAGCUGCUACAAAAUACGGUCUGUACGGGUUGAGAGAAACUUGCCAGCAAACGCAAAAUAGAACUUUGUUUUAGUUGGAAAAGCAUCGAACCAUCGAAUUCGUAGAAAACAAAUCAGCUCGCAACUUUUGUAGCCAAACCGAAUCUGAAUGCACAAGGAAGAUUUACGAUUUGCGAUUCAUGUUUUAAAAAUGCAGAGGAGAACUUGUGUUGAAUUGAGAUACCUGCCAAUAUCAUUUACACGACCUUUAAAUUUCGAAAUAACUGUUAAUAAAUUUUUCAAUUUUA